Williopsis jadinii is the source of this 1311-nucleotide messenger RNA. It is a transcript of the gene ISR1, whose product is annotated as putative protein kinase ISR1. The coding region runs from base 1 to 1311 and encodes 436 amino acids. The record is from RefSeq and is a predicted model, not a curated record. Gene Ontology annotation, biological process: protein phosphorylation. The transcript has a single exon. Gene Ontology annotation, molecular function: protein kinase activity; ATP binding. Lineage: Eukaryota; Fungi; Ascomycota; Saccharomycetes; Phaffomycetales; Wickerhamomycetaceae.
AUGAAUUCCUUUACCCAGCCCGAUUACUCGACACCGUCCAAGAGGACGGCUGUGUUUGAGCCUGGUAAAGUAUCUAAAGAGGCUCAACUGAAAGCCAGGGAGAGCAUAAAGAGACCGAGCUUGAUUAUACCUACACCGGAAUCUUCUCCCGUACAACACGCCAGCUGUUCAUUGAGUCACCAACAGGAUCAGUUUUCAACACCAAAGACCAACUUUUCAACCACUGCAUCACCAAAGUCUAUGUUUUCAACACCUAUCACUGAAACUUGUCAACUGCCAAUCUCUCCAAUGGCCUCACCCAUGAGGUCAAGUCCAACUUUACUGAAAUAUCUACCAAUAUCUGCCUCGAUACCACAGCAGGAUGUGGAAUCGCAGAUUGAGGACUCUUUGAUCGAUGAUGUAUUCAAGUUUGAUGUUUCAAGGAGUACAAUAAUUGGCCGUGGUUCUUACUCAACAGUGUUACAGUGCUCUUGUCAGGACAAUCUGUUUGCCAUAAAGAUACCUACAAGCGUGAAAACAUCAAAGUGGAUCUUUAAAGAGAUGCUAAACUAUAAGAUAUUCCAAAAUCAUGCCAUUGUUAAUCACUGGGAAUUGGAAAGUCUACCCGUGCUGAACGUCUAUGGAAUAACGAUGUUGGAUAGAUCGCAGUAUCCAAGAAUUAGGUACGGAGAAACCGUGCCUUGCAUAGUAUCGGAAAGGUUAUCAUAUUCGCUGACCACACUGGCCGAAUCACAGCCUGCUACUUCAACGACUGAGUUGCACAUAGGCUCAAGUCUAUGGUGGAGAUUGGCAAGGCAGAUAUUGACAGCAUUACAAUUGCUCAACGAUUGUCAUUUGGUUCAUAUGGACAUUAAGCCUGCAAAUGUUCUAUUUGACAACAAUAUGUCAUCCUUCAAGCUCUGCGAUUUGACCUCAGCUGCCCUACAAGAGGAUGUGAUAUCUGAAUACCAUACGAAAUUACAAUUGGGAGCUUUCUACGACGUUACACCGCAGUACUGUGCACCUGAGUUGAUGGAAUCACCACCACAUUAUCCUUCAUAUAGCUCUGAUUUAUUUGCUGCGGGCCUUACGCUAUUAUACGCCGCCACUGGCGAACAACCUUAUUCUCAGGUGUUAUCGUCCGUUGGAGUACCAAGCGUUUAUGUAACGGAAUGCAUCAAGAAGAACAAGGCACUGGAGUUGGUCUCACCAACAGGGAUCAAAAGACUCCAAUCGGACACGAGAGCUUUCAACUUGAUACAAAGAAUGAUAGUAUCAAGGGCUUCUCUGGCAGAAUGCAUGGACAUCGUGGAUGACUUCGCACAGUAUUGA